Orbicella faveolata is the source of this 1102-nucleotide messenger RNA. RefSeq lists its product as uncharacterized. The record is from RefSeq and is a predicted model, not a curated record. NCBI's taxonomy places the organism in Eukaryota, Metazoa, Cnidaria, Anthozoa, Scleractinia, Merulinidae. Gene Ontology annotation, cellular component: membrane.
AAGAGGGUGAUAUCUAAACAAAUAGAUGACAUCAGAAAAGUGCUGGGGGUUAUCACUUGAAAACGAGGUUGACACGCAAUCCAACCCCCUGCCCAUUCUUCCGCAUCCCAGAGUGUCCUUAUCCGAACGGAUUUUAUACAUAACGUGAACCGUUCGAAAAUAUGGCCCAACAAGGCGACGAUUUCAUAAAGUUCACGCCAGACUUCAUCACAAAGACCCUGAUAGGGAAGGUAAAAUGUGCACAAUUAGUAUUCACGCUUCUUGCCGGGGCUUGUGGCUCAUCAGUCAUCUCGUAUGGUAACGGCUACGGCUGCAACUGCGCCUCCAAAUUUGGUUUCUUCGACUUCGUUGCUUGGACCGCCUUUAUCAACGCUCUGAUUGACAUGAUCAUCCAUCUGCUUGGCUUGUGGGAGAGACUGCUGUGGAUUUUCCGCCAUCCUGCGAUUCAUGCAAUACUGUGUGUUCUAGCAGUGGUGGGUUUCUUGAUCGGCUCGUCGCUUGCAGCUUCGUGUGCCAAAGAAAUGUGUGUCACCAGCAAGAGCACUGCGGGAGCUGCUUCUUUUUUCGGUUUCGUUUGCCUCGCUCUGUUCGCAGUCGAGGCCAUCCUACAGUUUCAGGAAUACAGAGGGAUGCAACAGGAAGCGCGCCAUCAAUCUUCAGGGGAGACUAAGCAGCCAGAGUACAUAGAGCCUCCGCCAAGUGGGGUUGUAUGAAUGUUUCUUGUAGCGAAUCUAACAACAAUUUAUGAAGCUGUAGUUUUUUUGUAAACAAUUUCUGCACCAACUUUGUCAAGCGAUGUUGCAUGUCCGAGGAAACUGCACAAGACGGGGAUUGACGGUAUCGGGGACAAAGCUGUUAAGAAUACAAAGGAAACGACAUUGGGUAAAUAUGUAUUGUACAAUUGGUAUUCGUACAAUUGCAACACUUGGUAGCUCGACUUUUCGUAAAACGCAUGGCCGCAUUGUGUGUUCGUAAACUUUCAUCGUAGCAGAAAACUGUGUGAGAGAUCUAAGCUUAUAUUCAUUUGUUUGUCGAAGAUGUUGUCAUGAAUUGAUUAUUUUCGUCCUGAUCGUGCAUUGUAAAAGAUGGCAAGAUCAGUUAU